Molecule: messenger RNA, 1200 nt
Organism: Tinamus guttatus (white-throated tinamou)
Lineage: Eukaryota; Metazoa; Chordata; Aves; Tinamiformes; Tinamidae
Gene: HIBCH
Product: 3-hydroxyisobutyryl-CoA hydrolase
Biological process (GO): L-valine catabolic process
Cellular component (GO): mitochondrion
Molecular function (GO): 3-hydroxyisobutyryl-CoA hydrolase activity
Source: RefSeq, a predicted model, not a curated record
AUGGCGAGGGGAAGCAUGCAGGGUGCGAAGGAGGGAGGGAAGGGGCGCUCCUGCCAGCAAGGCGCUCGUGCACUGCAGCCGCUCAGCAGAUUGCAGGUGAUCCUGCAGCAUGUGAAAAUGUCUAAGCAUACAGAUUCUACAGCUGAAGUGUUGUUGGAAAAGAGAGGAGGAGCAGGAAUAAUAACUUUGAAUAGACCCAAGGCUCUCAAUGCAGUAAAUCUUUCUAUGGUCCGACAAAUCUAUCCACAAAUAAAGACAUGGGAGCAAGAUCCUGAAACUUUUCUAAUAGUUAUAAAGGGAACUGGAGGAAAAGCUUUUUGUGCUGGAGGUGACAUCAGAGCCAUCACGGAUGCAGGAAAAUUUGCAAGUAGUCUGGCACAAGAUUUCUUCAGAGAAGAAUAUACCCUGAACUAUGCUGUUGGCACUUGCAAGAAGCCAUAUGUGGCACUUAUUGAUGGCAUUACAAUGGGAGGGGGAGUUGGCCUCUCAGUUCAUGGACAUUUCCGAGUUGCUACGGAAAAGACAGUCUUUGCAAUGCCAGAAACAGCAAUAGGCCUUUUUCCUGAUGUAGGUGGAGGAUAUUUCUUGCCAAGACUUGCAGGAAAGAUUGGCUAUUUCCUUGCACUAACAGGAUUUAGGCUAAAAGGAAGAGAUGUGCAAAAAGCAGGCAUUGCUACCCAUUUUGUAGAAUCAGCAAAGCUUCCUGCCUUAGAAGAAGACUUGAUUGCACUUAAAUCUCCUUCAAAAGAAAGUAUUGCAGACUUACUGGACUCUUACCAUGCGAAGAGCAAAAUUGAUCAAGAAAAGGAGUUUGUACUUGAUGAACACAUGGAGAAGAUUAACAGUCUUUUUUCAGCAGGUACCAUGGAAGAAAUAGUUCAAAGAUUGAAACAAGACGGUUCUGCUUUUGCCAUUAAGCAGCUAGAGACCCUUAGGAAGAUGUCCCCGACGUCCUUGAAGCUGGCGCUCCGGCAGCUGCGGGAAGGCGCUUCCAUGAGCCUGCGGGACGUCAUGGCCAUGGAAUACCGGCUGAGCCAGGCCUGCAUGAGAGGCCAUGACUUCCACGAAGGCGUUCGAGCAGUGCUGAUUGACAAAGACCAGGCCCCGAGAUGGAAACCAGCUGCUUUAGAAGAAGUCAGCGAAGAAUUUGUGGACGACUGCUUCAAGCCUUUGGGAAACGAUGAUCUCCAGCUGUAAAGG